Sycon ciliatum is the source of this 3094-nucleotide messenger RNA. RefSeq names its product cholinephosphotransferase 1-like. The coding region runs from base 504 to 1700 and encodes 398 amino acids. Lineage: Eukaryota; Metazoa; Porifera; Calcarea; Leucosolenida; Sycettidae. The transcript has 8 exons. Gene Ontology annotation, cellular component: Golgi apparatus; endoplasmic reticulum membrane. Gene Ontology annotation, biological process: phosphatidylethanolamine biosynthetic process. Gene Ontology annotation, molecular function: diacylglycerol cholinephosphotransferase activity; ethanolaminephosphotransferase activity. The record is from RefSeq and is a predicted model, not a curated record.
CCUUGCCUUUAUUAUUAACUUUGGGAUCCUUGUUAGAUUGGCGUGUGUAGUUGUGUGGCACGAGACUUGCAUGCACAGUUGCGGAGUGUACUUCAGUACUUGUCUUUCUGGCGGUGUGGCUCGGGCUCCGCUUUAUUUUGACGUUACUCUACCCCCGGCCCCAUGCUUUCACGCGACAUGACCUGAAUACCUCCUUCAAGAGUAUGUCAAAUUGGUGAAAUUUUUAUUUUGGGAACUGCAUCGCAUUCUCUUGCUUGGUUGGUGCUCUCAACGUCAGAUUCAUGCUGAGCUACAUGUUUUUGUUUCUAAUUGCUGUGACCGUAUGAGUCCUAAACCGGAGCGCCAGCUGCGAGUGCGAAGCACCUCGUCCUCUGUUGCCAUACCCAGUAGAGUAUUACUAUUACUAUCGUUGGGUGCAGCCUGCCUUGCCCAGUGAAUUGUAGCAAAACCUCCUCACCGCCACUGUACAACGAGAGUGGGUGUAAGUCGCGUUAGUUGCUGAAAUGCCUUUUUCAGCAGAAAGGGCAGUGCCUCCGUCAAUGCCUCUGACCAGCACGCAGCUCAAGAACCUGGAGAAUCACAAUUAUAGCUGCGCUGGAAGGUCUUUGGCUGAGUACCCAUUACAGUAUUUCUGGAAUUGGCUGGUGAGAUUCGUUCCUAUUUGGGUAGCACCGAACACGCUGACAGUCAUUGGACUGGCCAUCAAUACUCUAUCGACUCUAGUCCUCUUCUACUACACCCCGCACGCCUCCGAGACAGCGCCAUCCUGGGUCUACUUUCUAUGUGCGAUUAGUUUCUUCGUCUACCAGGCGCUGGAUGCUAUCGAUGGCAAGCAUGCGCGGCGUACAAAUUGCUCGACACCCCUCGGCGAGCUCUUUGAUCACGGCUGCGAUGCCGUAUCGUUAGCUUUCGUUGGCCUGGCUGUGCCGUGUUCAAUGCGCCUGGGUGACUACCCUCUCUAUCUCUUUAUAUCUUACCUCACCACGCUAGUAGUCUUCUACUGUGCUCAUUGGAGAACAUACAUUUGCGGAACGCUAGAGUUUAGCCAAAUUGAUGUGACAGAAGCGCAGUUGUCCAUGAUGAUGGUUCAUCUGGUGUCUGGUGUCUGCGGACCGGAAAUCUGGAGAAAGACAGUGUUCAGCUGGUUCUCAAUGGAUAUUGACAUUCAGUUUAUUCUACUGAAUGUGUCAAUAGGGGCUGUCAUUGUUAGUGUACUUCGCAGCAUUCAAAUUGUAUUGAAAGGUGGACAAGGCAAGAAUGGAUCAACAAUUGCAGACACUAGUGUUCUGUCUCCGUCGAUACCGGUGCUAGUUGUCCUGUUCCUGUCCGACUAUAUCUACCGCACGUCACCCGCUCAAAUUCUUCAAACACAACCUGUUAUAGGUGGCCUAUUGAUUGGAUUUGUCUGUGCCAAGCUGUGUAUUAACCUUGUGAUUGCACAUAUGUCCAAAAGCGGGAUGGUGCUGAUGGACCACAUUCUACUUCCGCUGUUUGCGGUCUAUGUCAAUAUAUUCAUUGGAUCGCCGGUACCGGAAUUCUACUGGACCAGUCUUAUGAUGGCCUGGGCUUGUUAUGACGUGGUCUCAUCGUCUAUAAAAGUCUGUCAGCAACUUUGUGUUCACCUGAACAUCUACUGCUUCUACGUUGGCAAGCGCUCACCGCCAUCACCACAGGCAGACCCGGCAGUUCCGCAAACGUGAUGAUCCCCAUCCUGGCACGGCACGGAAGAUUCUAUCGCCCGUGUUUCUCGUCAUGGAAUGGUUUCUACCGUGAUUUGUAUUGUCACUCUGUGCUGUGGUGAUUUGAACUGAACUCUGGCCACGUUGCCUAGCAGCACCGGUGGUGACUGUAGACGUAGGAGUACCGCCUGUACCGUAGUUUACUAGUUAUAGCAAUGUGCCUGAGCUACCAAGCUCAACUCGUCAAUCACCUUCAUGUCUAUGUCCGAUGGUUUGAGCCGUGUGGCUGUAUCUCCUGCUCGCUGCCAGCACUGCCACUGUUCUUCCGAUCCGCACCAUCAGCAACAGCUGCACCGCCGCCGCCACCAAUGGCAAUGCUGUGACCAUAGUUUCUCCGUAACUUCGUAAGGACACUGGUAUGUCUGUGCGCCCGUGUGUGCGCUCGUGUGUAGGCGUGUACAUGUGUGCAAUGGGACUUGUGACAGUGUCACUCCCUGGUGCACGAUGCAGCUACACUUGAAUCAUGCUACUUUGUUCGACAGAAAAAUUGACGCCGGUUUCGCCAAUGCUGCCAUCACGUGCGCUGGAUCGUGCCUAUCACAGCCGCUACUUCUUUGUCUAUGUUUUUCAUGCCCAUACAUGUAACAUAGUUGUAUUGUUCAUCUUCACCAGUCAUAUGUGGGGUGGUUGCCGUGUGAUUGUGACCAUUGCCACGUGGUGCGAUUUACACCCUCAACUUCUAGCUCCUCCAUCCGUCGGAGUGCCAUAUUUUUAGCUACCGGACCAGUUCGGCCGUCAUCUCUGGUAAACCAUUGCGAAAAAUUGAGUAUAUUUGGCCAUUCGCCCGCCCUGCCACAGUUGCUGCCAAGAUUUGACAUGAAUUCCCCGAAGUCUCCCUACCUUUCGAUGGACUCAAGUUUCUUUUUCCUGUUGGGUCGUAAAUUGUCCAUGUGGUUUUUGUCCCUACGUACAUUUCAAAAUCGUUUGUUGUGUUUACUGUGUCACCUUGUCAGGUAGCCUCUUGCACAGCGCAAGGUUUUUUGUUGUUGUUCCGUUUACCGCAUUUACUUUAUUACUUGGCAUAUAUUAUUAGUAUCAUUAUCUAGUGGCAUUUACACUGACGUCGGGGGUUUCUGGUUGCCCAAAAUGACUUGAUUCAUCUGUCUAUUUUAAAACUGCUCUAUGCUUUUUCCUCGGAGAUUUGUGCUUUUAUGUUUUGUACUGCCCUGCCCUGCCCUGCCCCGUAGUGCCAGCCAUGCAGUCUUGCACUUUCUCAACUUGUACCGAUAUGCGUCAAUAGAGUACAGUAGUAGCCGCUUACAAUGUUGUACAGUGUCCCGCAGUGUGCUGUCCUUGCUUGUUUGUAUUUGUAUUUUGUAGUUAUGGAAUUUCCACAGGCCUUAGCCUAGAUCGAG